Messenger RNA from Cuscuta europaea, 1850 nucleotides. NCBI's taxonomy places the organism in Eukaryota, Viridiplantae, Streptophyta, Magnoliopsida, Solanales, Convolvulaceae. The record is from the annotation of a GenBank genome assembly.
CCAACUCCCAAAAUCUCUCUCAACUUUUGCAAACCAAGCUUCUGCCUUUGAACAUUCCGCAUCUUUGUGCGCAACAGCGAGCUGGGCUUCAACGGCAAGUGGUGGCAAGCAACUGCAGCGAGCGACGACGAGCAGCGGCAGAGAGCGCCGGCGAGCAGCGACAGUGUGCACUGGGGAGCAGCGGCAGUAGGUUGGCAUUAGUGGCGACGUCGACCAGAUCUACGGGUAGCAGUGGUGGAUCUGUGACGGUGGCGACCGGAUUUGCAGUGGCGGCGGCUGGAUCUGCAGGAGUGGCGGUCAACAGAGGCCAUAUCUGGUCCGAUCUAGGGAGGUUGUGGCCGGAUCUACGGUGGCGCUGAUCUGAUAUGCAGAGGCGGCAGCCUGAGGUGGGCGACGGCGGGCGACGGCGGCCGGAGGUGGCUGGAGGCGGCGGGUCAGGUGGUCUGUCAAGGGCUUUGUGAAGUUUGGGGAUAUUUUUGUCCAACUGCAAAUAAUAACUCCUAUUUGGGGAAUUAUUAUACUUUGGUCUUAUCUUGGCAAUUAAUAAUAUAAUUACUCCCAUUUAGGUAUCCCGGUCUCCAUGAUGAACGUCAGAGGGCUUGCUGACCUGAAGAAGAAGAAAUCCUCCAAGGUCCCGAAGGGGACGGAUGCUGGCGUCUCUAAACCCGCCGGUGUCUUCUUUAAGAAGCCCGAGGGGCCGUCGGCGGUCCCAAGUGCUGACGCUGCCGCCACUGCGAAGAGAAAGGCUGCGGGCAAGGCUCCCGAGGGCAAAAGGCCAAAAACGGGAGAUGCCGGGAAGAAGGAUCCCCCCGUGGUCAUUGUAGAUGAUUGCCCCGCCUCCAGGAUCCCUGUGGAGAUGCCGGUGGCGGAAGUGCCGAGGGGUGUCCGGGAGCCAUCCUCCGAGGUCCUCAUGGUUUCUCUCCCGGUAGGAACAGCCGUGACGAACUGCACGGCGGACCCGAGGGUACUUCUGAGGGGCAUGACCCCCGAGAUUGACAGAGCCGCCCUCGGGGCUGAUGAUGACCUGGCCCUCGAGGACAAGAUCCUCCGGUCUUCCCUCACAACUUGCAUUGCCCUCGGUGAACAGGCCUGGAGGCUGGAGGAGUGGCGUCGGCACAAGGCUGAGCAGGAUGCGAAGAUGCGGGAGCUUAUCUGCCAGAACUCUGAUGCCAUCCGGCAGAUGGCUAUGCUGGAGGAGAGCCUUCGGCAGAUGACGCUGCGGGCGGAGGCCGCAGACCAGGGCAAGGCCGAGGCUGAGAGGUCCGCAGCUGAAGCCCUCGAGAGAGCCACCAAUGAGGCCGAGGCCGCCAAGGCGAAUGCCGUCACGAAGGCCCGAGAGGACGCCGUCUCCGGAUUUUUGGCAGGAGGGUGGAGAGAAGAGGAGCAUAAACAAUGGUUGUCCUCGGUCGUGGAGUCCUCCGUCGAUGAAUGGUGUGACGGGCCCGGUGUGGAAUGGGUUUCCCGAAAGGGCAAACAAUACUAUGAUGGGGGUGAGUUUUUUACUCAAGCCCUCAUCUACCGGAGGAUGGCCCGUCAUUUGAAGAUCGAGCAGAAAGACUUUGACCCGGCGGCAUACGGACUUCCCCCCUGCAGCCAGAUGUCCGUGUUCCUCUCCCCUCGGAUGUCGAGAGGCCCGACCUGGAAGAUACGGAGCUGAUGAAGGAGGUCGAGGGGGGCGAUGCAGAGGCCGGCAUAGAGGUCUCCUCAAAGCCUGCGGAAGAGACUGCCCCCGGGGCUGUUAAUAUCUAAUUUUUAUUUAACAAAUUCUGAACAAUCUUGUUGUAAUGAAUGCUUGUAUGCCCUUGGCCUUCGGCCCCUUUUGUAAUGUAUACUUCAACUUUUCUCCCCUC